GAAAGAAUUGACACAUUUGUCAGUUUACUUCUGUAACUUGUUGAAAACUGCGCCAUACAGCUUAAGUGUUUAACAUCAUUCAUGAGAGCUAAAAAAAAAAAGAAAGAAGUAAAAUCAAACAAUGGUGAGAGUAAAGAAAAGAAGAAGAGAAAAACCUCCAAAUUUGUUAAGUUUUAGUGGAAAACCAUUUCGAUUCUUUAAAAUCAUCCUUCAUUGUCUUCAAGAAGAUAGGCUGAAAAUUCCUGAGAAAUUUGCCAAGAAGUUCAGCUCCCAGCUUUCAACAGUUGUGACACUCACUAUACCAACCGGUCUUUCCUGGAAGAUUAGAUUAAGCAGAUGUACUGAGGACAAGCUUUACUUUGAUAAAGGAUGGCCAAUUUUUAUGGAGCAAACUAAUAUAAAACAUGGUUACUUCCUAGAAUUUGAAUAUGAAGGAAAUAACCAUUUCGAAGUUCACAUAUUUAGUUUAUCUUGUUGCGAGAUAGAUUAUCCUAUACAUCAAUAUGAUGAUCAUCAGAGGCGUAAGCAAAAUCGGAAUGACGAUUUCAAAGUUAAAGAAGAGCAAGAAAACGAGGAAGACGAAGAGAAAAAUGAUAUUCAUAGAGCUACCACAAUGUCGAAGAAUAAAUGCAAGAAGCCCUCUUUUACAAUCACAACACGAAAAUAUUGUGUCUCGUAUCUCCAUAUGCCCAAGAGUUUUACGAACGAACACAUGAAGGGAAAAUCGUACAAGUUUGCUAAUUUACAGUUGGGUGAAGGAAAAAAGUGGCGAGUAACGUGCUAUUUUCAUAGCGAAAGUUUUCGCUUAAUAGGACCAGGCUGGAAGAAAUUCAGGCAAGAAAAUAAUUGGAGUGAAGGAGAGAGUUACACCUUCGUGUUGGUUGACAAGAAACGUAACAGUGUAACGUUUAAAGUCUUCAAAGUAUAAGGUUAAACAAGCCUUUAAAGAGUAGGCCUUUUGCUGAAUAAGUGAAUGUUGAUCUCAUAAAUAGUCAUUUUUUUGUUGUAGUGAUUAUUAGUUAUAUGCUUGUAUAAGUUGUUUUCUUUGGGGGUAGUUAUUAUGGUUGUAUAAGUUGGUUAUGGUAGAUUAAGGUUUAUAAUACUAGUUGUAUGGUGAAACUAAUUGUUAAGGUGUUUUAGAUUUUGUGUACAUCUCAUACUCUCAUACAUAGCCAACAUAGGUUAUGAUUUUCUCUUGAGGCAAAAAUUUAUAAUUAUGUUAAGUUGGAUUGUACUA
Beta vulgaris subsp. vulgaris (sugar beet) is the source of this 1237-nucleotide messenger RNA. RefSeq names its product B3 domain-containing protein At1g49475. NCBI's taxonomy places the organism in Eukaryota, Viridiplantae, Streptophyta, Magnoliopsida, Caryophyllales, Amaranthaceae. Gene Ontology annotation, molecular function: DNA binding. Bases 122 to 928 code for a protein of 268 amino acids. The record is from RefSeq and is a predicted model, not a curated record. The transcript is spliced from 3 exons.